AUGUCUUCCGAAGAGAGGAAGAGAAAACUCGAAGAGUUGUCGGAAAAAGCUAGAGCAAAGAAAGCUACUGAACUUGAAGAACAGGAGGAGCGCAAGGAAUCGACAAAAAAAGCAAAAUCCAAAUUCAGUAAUUCACAGAAAGAUAAAAAAACGAAAUUAUCUGCUAGCCCUUCACCAGCAAAGAAUAAACCGCUUCCUCCUCUGAGAGGGAGUGGAAGAACUGCACGUCAAGAUGAAUAUGAAGAUGAUGGAUUCAUUGUGGAUGAUGAAGAAGAAGUAUCUGCAUCAGAAAGUAAAUCAGAAUCCGAAGCUUCUAACCUAUCUGACCAGUUAUCUGAACCAAGUGAUUCUGGAUCAAAAAAAAAGAAAAAAGUCGCGUCCUCGACAAAAAACAAGAAAUUAAGCAGCAACAAAAAAGUAGGCAAUAAUGGUUUUGAAAAUACUGUGACAAAACGAAAGAAAGAUGAAGAGGCAUCUGAUGAAGAUGAGGUUGUAGUAAAAAAGAAAUCUGAUAAAAAAAAAAAGAAGCGUAAUGAUGAUGAGGAAUCUGAUGAAGAUGAGGUUGCGGUAAAAAAGAAAUCUGAUAAAAAAAAAAAGAAGCGUAAUGAUGAUGAUUCAUUUGACGAAGCUUCUGCUGAUGAUUCAGAUGAUUUAAAGUAUGAGCUUGAAGGUCUUGAUACUUCUACAAUUAUUCCAGGACGAAGAACAAGAGGGAAACGAAUAGACUUCACAGGGCAGUAUUCGUCACGAAAACGCAUGGAAGACGAUUCUCUCUUCCGGUCUCACCGCUCAGCACCUACGCCGUCAACACCGGCACCUCGCAGACAACGUAGCCUACCUCCGAGUUUACCUUCCUUCGAUACCUCUUUGCUUUUUCACCGCACGUUACAUUCGCGCAUAUCAAACAAGCAUCAUGGUAUAACUCGUGCAAAAGUAAAAGUUGCUAUCGAACUUGAAUUAAGGGAAGAGAGGCUAAGGGAGGCUUCUGCGCGUGGUGAUUGUAAUACCGGUACCAGUAGCUUUGCUUGCUUUGUUUUCGAAAUCAGAGAUCUUAUUAAAUUACUUUCUACUACUCCGCAGCCUGAUAUUAACAGUGCAGACGAGAAAGGUAGAACACCUUUACAUUUCGCUUGUGCUGGUGGGCAUAACGAUUGCGUCAAGCUAUUAAUUGAACGUGGCGCAAAUGUUAAUGCGGAAGCAGACAUUGCCGGAAAUAGACCUUUACAUUUGGCUGUCAUUUCCAAUAAAAUGGAUUGCGUUAUAGCUUUAUUAGAAGCAGGUGCAAAAAUAAAUAUGAACGAUGCAUUUCAUCGUACACCGUUAUCAGUCGCAAGAUCGCGCCUUAAUAUUUUAAUGAAGAAUAUCGAAUCUGCUAAUGUAGAUGUUGAAGAAAUGGUCGAAGAUAAUGAACAUAUACCCGAAAAUCGGGAAAUCUUUGUGCAGGUUUUACAGAUUAUCAAAAUUCUACGACAUUAUUUAUCAAUAGAAAAUAGAGAUAUAAAGAACAAUACUGAAAUUAUGGGUUCAGCCGAUACUUCUUUUACAACUGGUAACGAGCCUAUGACAAUUUCUAAUACAGGAUCAGCAACAAGUGCUAUGGAAGCCUUAGACGAUUUAACCUCCCAAUUGUCACAAAUGGCCAUUUCAACUUCAAAGUUUGAAAACGCAAGUAGUAACAGCACUAUAAAAA
This is a messenger RNA of Dentiscutata erythropus, 1690 nucleotides long. The record is from the annotation of a GenBank genome assembly. Lineage: Eukaryota; Fungi; Glomeromycota; Glomeromycetes; Diversisporales; Gigasporaceae.